This is a messenger RNA of Cadophora gregata, 369 nucleotides long. RefSeq lists its product as uncharacterized. NCBI's taxonomy places the organism in Eukaryota, Fungi, Ascomycota, Leotiomycetes, Helotiales, Ploettnerulaceae. The transcript has a single exon. The record is from RefSeq and is a predicted model, not a curated record. The coding region runs from base 1 to 369 and encodes 122 amino acids.
AUGUCUCAGAAUUUGUACAGGGGCUUCUGCAGAGAGAUGUUCUGGAACAAUCGACUUUUGGUGCUCUCUGUCUUACGCGGCGGGUCGACGACCCGAGAAGCCAGGGCAAUAGGCAACAAUAGUGGCUUCAAAUACCAGACAUGUGCGGCGAAAAGCAGAAAUGGUUUGUGUUGCAGAGUGCAGAUGGUCUGUGGCUCGGCACUUGCCUUCGGGCAUUUUCAUUACCCAUGGAUGACUUUUGCUUUUGCUACUUCAGGACAAAGCAAGCCUUUGAGACAAGAAUGUCUGAUGAGAAAGAGAGACAGUGCUCAUGCCAAAGCGGAGAUUCCAACACCGGAAGCAUCUCCGAAAGAGAUCACGAAGAACUAA